CAUCAACCCUUUAACUUGACUGGUGACACUUUAACCGUUUAUCAUUUUAAAAAACUGUUAAUGCCCGCUUUUUCUUUCAGAGUAAUUGAAUUCUCCCUUCAACGAAUUUCACUAAAAGAUGCUCGUUUUUUUAUAUCCAAAAUCACAUUUUCGACAACUUAUUACCCAAAACUCACAUUUAAUGACUACCAACUCCUCAAUCGCUUAUCACAGGGUAGACUACGUGAUGCACAUAACACGCUCAACAAAAUGCCUGAGAGAAGUUCUCAUAGCCGUAUUGUUUAUUGGACUUCUUUGGUUACUAAAUACUCAAAAAGUGGUUUCAUUGAUGAAGCUCGAGCCCUCUUUGACAUGAUGCCUGAGAGAAACGUUGUCAGUUAUAAUGCAAUGUUAUCAGGAUUUUUGCAAUGUGGGAGGCUAAGUGAGGGAAUGAGGUUAUUUGAAGAGAUGCCAGAGAGGAAUGUUGUUUCUUGGACUUGUAUGCUUUGUGGCUUGGCAGAUGCAGGAAGGAUUUGUGAGGCGAGAAGAUUGUUCGAGGAGAUGCCGAAGAGGAAUGUCGUUUCAUGGAAUGCAAUGAUUGUUGUUUUGACUAAAAAUGGAGAUUUGGAGGAUGCAAGGUUGGUUUUUGAUAGGAUGCCAGUCAAGAAUGUGGUUUCUUGGAAUGCAAUGAUUGCAGGGUACAAGGAGAAUGGUAAAAUGGAAGAAGCAAGGGCUUUGUUUGAUGAGAUGGAGGAUAGGAAUGUGGUUACUUGGACAAGUAUGAUAGCAGGUUAUUGUAGGGUAGGUGAGGUAGAGGAAGGGUAUUUUUUCUUUCAGAGGACUCCUGCGAGAAAUGUUGUUACUUGGACAGCCAUGAUUAGUGGGUUUACUUGGAAUGGAUUUUAUGAAGAUGCAUUGCUGCUUCUUCUUGAGAUGAAGCGGAGCUCUGGCAUAAUACCAAAUACAGAGACUUUUAUUUCACUUAUUUAUUCUUGUGCUGGCAUAGGAUUCCAUCGUCUUGGCAAGCAGUUACAUGCUCAGGUUAUAAUAAACAGGUUUGAGUAUGGUGAUUAUGAUGGUCGGUUAUCGGAGAGCCUUAUUUACAUGUACUCUUCAUUUGGCUUCAUGGAUUUUGCACAUUUUAUAUUUAACAAGAACUCAAAUCAUUAUGUUGUUCAGUCUUGUAACUGCAUGAUUAAUGGUUAUAUUCGGAUUGGCCAACUGCAGAAGGCUCAGAAUUUGUUCGACACUGUACCUAUUCGAGACAAGAUCACCUGGACUUCAAUGAUUGAUGGAUAUUUCAGUAUUGGAAAUGUAUCCGAAGCAUGCCAUCUGUUCCAGAACAUGCCUGAAAAAGAUUCAGUUGCAUGGACAGUAAUGAUUUCAGGACAUGUCCAAAAUGAACUUUUUGCUGAAGCUACUAAUUUGUUUACAGAGAUGCAGGCUCAUGGAUUUAGUCCUUUAAGUUCUACAUAUGCUAUUCUUUUUGGAGCUACAGGUGCAUUGGCAUGUCUUGAUCAAGGGAGGCAAUUGCAUGCAAUGCUGAUAAAAACAUUAUCAGCUACUGACUUGAUUCUAGAUAAUUCUCUGAUUUCAAUGUAUGCAAAAUGUGGGGAGAUACAUGAUGCAUAUAAAAUAUUCUCGCACAUGAUUUCUCAUGACCUGAUUUCUUGGAAUUCUAUGAUCAUGGGAUUUUCACACCAUGGGCUAGCGACUGAAGCACUAAAUGUUUUUGAAGCCAUGUUGGAAUCUGGAACUCAUCCAAAUUCUGUAACCUUUCUAGGUGUUCUAUCAGCAUGUAGCCAUGCAGGAUUACUGAGUAAAGGAUGGGAGUUAUUUAAUGCAAUGAAUAAUGUUUACGUAAUUCAACCAGGUUUGGAGCAUUACAUUUGUAUGAUUGAUCUUUUGGGCCGAGCAGGGAAAGUGAAAGAGGCAGAAGAAUUCAUUUUGGGAUUACCUGUUGAAACAAAUCAUGCUAUUUGGGGUGCAUUGCUUGGUUUAUGCAGUUUUAGUGAAAAAAAUGCUGGCAUAGCUAAACGAGCCGCUGCGCAACUCCUUGAGCUAGAUCCACUAAAUGCACCUGCACAUGUAGUUCUCUGCAAUAUGUAUGCAGCAAGUGGCAACCAUAUCGAGGAGCAAAAAUUGAGGAAGAAGAUGGGUAUGAAAGGUGUGAGGAAGGUCCCUGGAUGCAGUUGGAUAGUGCUAAAUGGAAGAAUUCAUGUCUUUUUGUCAGGAGAUAAAUUAGACCCACAGGCAACUGAACUGCUAUCAUUCCUGUUUCAGUUUGGUGAUGGAGCAUAUUAGGUAUAAAAUUUUCAUGGUUCAUUGAGAAUGGGAUUUUAUUUUAUAAUAUCUUCACAAUUUUUUUUUUUUAAAAGGCAUAAUAUCAAUAGUUGCCAUGAACAAUGAAGACAUAAGUACCGUGCUAAGCUUUUUCAAA
Messenger RNA from Jatropha curcas, 2419 nucleotides. Its product is annotated as pentatricopeptide (PPR) repeat-containing protein. Gene Ontology annotation, biological process: RNA modification. NCBI's taxonomy places the organism in Eukaryota, Viridiplantae, Streptophyta, Magnoliopsida, Malpighiales, Euphorbiaceae. The record is from RefSeq and is a predicted model, not a curated record. Gene Ontology annotation, molecular function: protein binding; RNA binding.